UGUUUCUAAAGUUCCUAUUCAUUGUGCGCUUCACACUCCUUUCCAGUAGGUGGCGGGAAUGCACCUUUUAAGUUGGUUUGCCAACCGCCAUUAAAUCCUAAAAGAAGAAGAAGAAGGACGAAUAUUGGCCCUCAUUGGUCACUGUAGAGGCGGCGGGAACAUGAAACAAGUUAGGGACAGUCACUAACAUUUCUGUUUUAUGUAACGUUAGUUAAAUCGCAUUACUAUUAUUAUCCUAACAGAAAACGUCUUUUAAGUUGACUUUCACUCAGAGGAGAAAGUAAAACAGGCGGAAUCUGAUAAUGGACGCGGUGAGGUGCAGUGUGGAGUAUUUAUCUGAGUUCAGUGACUGUCAGUCACACUCAGUGCGCGUUAUUCAGGACGGUGUGAAUCUUUUCUUGACCCGCGGAGACCGAGAUGUGCUCAUAUUCAAUAUCCAGGAGAGGAGAGUCACGACCGUGAUGCUGUUUGAAGCCUCAGUGAUAAAUUUGGCAUUAAGUGACGAUAAACAUCGACUUUAUGCACUUUGCGCGAACGGUGGGCUUUACUGCACCCCUUUACCACCACAGCUCAGUUCUUCUGUCCGGGUGAACAAAAGUCCUGACAGUGUGCAGUAUACUGUGCCAGAUGAUUCAAUUGUCCUGAAAAAUGCCAGCCUACAAGCGUUCACCAUAGUUGAGAAGAUCCUUGUGACUCUUAGCCUUCACAAGUCUGUCUGGAGUUUUGAUCUCUACGAAGAGCCUGGAUCCAGACCCCUUCAUAAACUUGCAUGUUUCCAGGUUGUAACUCUAAACACAUGCUGUUUAAACUUAACAGACAAAGAAAAAAGUGUGAGUUCACCUCCAGUAUUAACUUGUAUCUACCCCGAAGGAUCCACAUCAGUCAGCACUGACCAAUCUGACCUCCGUCCCCAUCUUGAGCCCCAUCUUUUCAGGCUUUUAUUUGGAGUGGAUGCCUCUUUAGUCAAUUCUCCAGUCAUUCUGUGUGGUUUACCUGAUGGACGUAUUUGCUGCUUUCCUUUGCUCGUCCCCACCCUGGCUGGUCCUACAGGAGAGCAGAGAUCUCCAGUCAGAGUCCUCCAGAGCUUAGAGCAGCCAGUCGUAUUUAUUGGAACCUGCAUUUCUGGAGAACACGGACCUCAGUGUCUUGUUGCAGUUGGUCAAAGAGGCAAACUUCUAAUUGUCAGAAGUAAACAAGCAAGCAUGGAAGGAAAAAAGGCAGAUUAUAGCUUCAAUGAGCAUAGUGUACGAGGACCAGUGCUGUGUGCCUGUGUUGAUGAUAAGCGGCUGUACUACAGCUCUCUCAAUGACCUACACGCUCUUCAGCUCACCACAACAUCUUCAUCAGAAGCAACAGGAACUGAGUCCCAACUGCAAGCUCUGACCUCUGACAGUCUUGGUGUAUGCAGGGCUAUAGCACUUGCUGGGCCAUAUACUAACCCCACAGGAUCUGUGCAGCUUUUGGCAGUAUCUUUGAGUGGAAGACUGCUUCGCGUGAACCUUCCUCAAGGAUCUGAAAAUGUUCCCAGGUUGCCCUCAUCUCUGGCAGGCCAGAGAGUGAAAGACCUUCUGGCUUCCAUCGCAAACAUCUGGGAGAGGGCGGAAUCCUUGAAACACAAGCUUCAGGAGAAAAAUGAGUCUCUCAAACAUCUUAAUCAAGUCAUAAAUGUUUGCAGCCUAAUGUUGGACAACCAUGGGAAUGAAAAGGUGUGUAAUAUGGGCACCAAGCGUCCAAUCAGCUGUUGUGGUGUAGCUAGAUGGAGCUCGUUGCUCCAAAGAGACUCUUUGACUCUCACAUGUGUGCUUGAAAAUUCAAGUGGAUGUACAUUGGAACAUGGCUGGACUUUGUGCAUUCAGGUCCAUCCAUUAUCCAAGGGUCCAAAUAUGGAAGGCUCAUCUGGGACAUACUCAUUCCCAUUCAUGAAACUGGAUUCUGGUCAGAAACUGGAUGUAACCAUUCCCCUUGAAAGCACUGGCGGGCUGUCUCUGCCAGUGAAAGUCUACUGUUCUCUUGUCUUCUCCCUUUCUGCUCUGUUUAGUCCUGAAGCAUCUUCUCCUGGUGUUUCCCAGCUCCUAACAGAGAUGGGCUCCAUCAGUGCACCUUUGAGUACUUUAACAGUUGACUGGCUUGAUGCUUUAAGGCUAGAUGGAUCAUUUUCUAAUGGUAAUAUCAGACACAACACUGUCACUGAUGGCAUCCAAACCUUCCUGCGUUCCAGAGGAGCUAUAACCAGAGAUUCUGAUACUACUACCAAGUCAGGACCCAUCACAGUGAUGGUCAGGGUAUCAUCACAGCUUCUAAAUACCAAACUGCACCUCUCAGCAACCAGCAGUACAGAAAGAUGCAUGUCUGUGCUAAACUGGUUGGUAUCACCUGAGGAGAGAGGACAAAUGUCGGUACAAAGUCCAGUGGUUUGUGCCUACAGUCCAGAUGGAUGCUCUGUCAAGCUUCUGGUCAAAGAGGUAACACUGGGAGAUUUCUGUUCUGAUGGACCUCUUGAAGUCUUGGAGAUUCGGGUGGAAAGUUCAUCUGUGGCAGCGGUGUGUGGACUGCAUCAUGCCAUUCUAAGGCGCCUUCAGAUCAUGACAUUUUCAACAGGUCUUGCUCAGAGACGCGGCUGUGAAAUGUGUUCAUACAAAACAGCUAAAGGCACAGAGCUUGAUUGAAGCCGUACGGCAUGUUGAGUCUCUAUGAAGACCUUCAGGAUGCUCAGAAUCAAGAAGCUCUUGGUGGCACAAUGAAGACGAAUAAGAACUCUGAAAUCCUGUUCCGCAUUUUUCUGCAGCUGAGGGCAAAUCCACUGGUCAUUCUCUGAUUGAAGUACACCAUCAUAAUUCUUUAUUGCAUAUAUUUUUUAAUACAGUAGAGGUUGUUAUUCCAUACUGUUUUACUUUUAGGAUACAAAUCCCAUGCUUUCUUUUUUGUGUGUCCCAUUCAUCAUCACUUAUUCCAUAAUCAAUAAAACAUUGUCUAUAUAAACAGAGGUAUGGAGAAAAGUACAGAGGAAAAAAA
This is a messenger RNA of Sinocyclocheilus rhinocerous, 3012 nucleotides long. RefSeq names its product Fanconi anemia core complex-associated protein 100-like. Gene Ontology annotation, biological process: interstrand cross-link repair. Gene Ontology annotation, cellular component: nucleoplasm; Fanconi anaemia nuclear complex. The transcript is spliced from 9 exons. Bases 303 to 2666 code for a protein of 787 amino acids. NCBI's taxonomy places the organism in Eukaryota, Metazoa, Chordata, Actinopteri, Cypriniformes, Cyprinidae. Gene Ontology annotation, molecular function: protein binding. The record is from RefSeq and is a predicted model, not a curated record.